Messenger RNA from Dictyostelium discoideum AX4, 1080 nucleotides. Its product is annotated as CBS domain-containing protein. Lineage: Eukaryota; Evosea; Eumycetozoa; Dictyosteliales; Dictyosteliaceae. The record is from RefSeq and is a predicted model, not a curated record. The transcript has 3 exons. Bases 1 to 1080 code for a protein of 359 amino acids.
AUGGAAUCAAAAAGAAAAGCCAAUUUAGCAACAGAGAAUGACUCAAAGAAACAACAAAAGUUAACCGAGGUGUCAGAUGUCAAAACAAUGGAUUCAACAUCCAAUUCUUCAAUUCCAUUUGAUGGAAGCCAAUUGUUAUUGAAAUUAGUUAAUUCUCGUGCCAUGUCAAUCAAAACCAGAGAUGAAGUUAUUUUCUCUUGUGAACGUAAUGAUAAUCUUACAAAAGUUUUCAAAGGUUUAACUGAAAGAGGAUUUUUAUCAGUUCCAGUUUUCCAACAAACAGAUAAAAAAAGAUGGUAUGGUUUUAUUGAUUUAUUAGAUAUCGUAAGAUAUGUUACCCAUCAUUUUGGAAGUGAGAAAAUGUCAAUUGAACAAGAUUUCUGGAAAUUAUCAGAAGAAGAAGAAAAAUUCAAAACCCUAACUGUCAAUGAUGUAAUGAGAUAUCCACAUACAAAGGAUAAUAGAUUCAGUCCAAUUACUCAAAAUUAUUCAUUGUUUAGUGCUUUUGAAAUUUUUGCUCGUGAUCCAAAUGUUCAUAGAAUUCCAAUUCUUGAUAACAUGGCCAAUAGACAUUUAGUAUCAAUUUUAACUCAAAGCCAAUUGGUUAAAUAUGUUUAUGACAAUAUGUCAUUAUUGGGUAGCAAAAAAGAUUUAAUUGUAAAGAAUAUGAGUGGUAUCCAAAUGGGUAGCGUUGUUACAGUUAAAUCCUCAAUUUUGGCAAUUGAAGCUUUCAAGAUAUUAGAAGAAAAGGAUAUUAAUGGUGUUGCCGUUUUAAAUGACAAAGGAGAAUUAAUUGAUACCCUUUCAGUUCGUGAUCUCAAAGCAAUCGCCACAGAUGGUAGUUUCUUCUGGAAACUCUACAAACCUGUCGAAGAAUUCUUGGGUUUUAUCAAAAAUGAUCAAAUUACCGUUAGACCAAGAAAUCCAGUAUUUUGUAUGGAUGGUGACACUUUUGAAGCAGUUUUAACUAAAAUCUACACAAACUCAAUUCAUCGUCUUUUCAUUGUUGAUAACAUAGAAACAAUGAAACCCAUUGGAGUGAUUUCCUUAUCAGAUUUGUUAUUACAAUUAUUCCCAUAG